AUGGUGGUGCUGAUCACUACGGUGCUUUAUCCAUCUCCCACCUUCCAGACCUACAACACCAAUGCCCAGGUGCCCGACAGCGCCGGCACUGCCACCGCCUACCUGUGCGGCGUCAAAGCCAACGAGGGGACCCUGGGGGUGAGCGCCGGCGUCACCCGGGACCGCUGCAACACCACCAAGGGCCAGGAGGUGACCUCCAUCCUCCGCUGGGCCAAGGAGGCAGGCAAGGCCGUGGGCAUUGUCACCACCACACGAGUGACCCACGCCACACCCAGCGCUGCCUACGCCCACUCUGCCAACCGUGACUGGUACUCGGAUGCAGAGAUGCCCCCGGAUGCCCUGGAGGGUGGCUGCAAGGACAUCGCCCGGCAGCUGGUGGAGAACAUCCCUGAGAUUGAGGUGAUCCUGGGUGGGGGGCGGAAAUACAUGUACCCCAAAAAUUUCAGUGAUGCGGAAUAUCCCCACGAGGAGAAGCAUCGGGGCACCCGCCUGGACGGCAGGAACCUGGUCCAGGCAUGGCAGGAGGCCAAGCCCCGUGGCAAGGUUGCUGAGUACGUGUGGCACCGGCGGGGGCUGCUGGCGCUCAACCUCAGCCGCACCGACUUCCUGCUGGGCCUCUUCGAGCCAGGGGACAUGGUGUACGAGCUGGACAGGAACAACGAGACAGAUCCAUCCCUCAGCGAGAUGGUGUCCGUGGCCAUCAGGAUACUCCAGAAAAAUCCCCGGGGGUUCUUCCUCCUGGUUGAAGGCGGCCGCAUCGACCACGGGCAUCACGAGGGGAAGGCAAAGCAGGCGCUGCACGAGGCUGUGGAGCUGGACAGGGCCAUUGGGCUGGCCACACGCCUCACGUCCACCCAGGACACGCUCAGCGUCGUCACCGCUGACCACUCGCACGUCUUCACCUUUGGUGGCUACACCCCCCGCGGGAACCCCAUCUUCGGCCUGGCCCCGAUGCAGAGCGAUGUGGACCGCAAACCCUUCACCUCCAUCCUCUACGGCAACGGCCCCGGCUAUAAAAUCGUGGCAGGCGAGCGAGAAAACGUCUCUGCCGUGGAUUUCGCACACGCCGACUACCAGGCGCAGUCAGCCGUGCCGCUGCGGCAGGAGACCCACGGUGGCGAGGACGUGGCCGUGUUCGCCCGCGGGCCCAUGGCCCACCUGCUGCACGGGGUCCACGAGCAGAACUACAUCCCCCACGCCAUGGCCUACGCCGCCUGCAUCGGCUCCAACCGAGGCCACUGCAACGCUGCCACCCGCCCUGCCACCCCCCUGCUCCUGCCCUCCUUCAGCCUCCUCCUCCUCCUCCUCUGCUAAAGUGCCUCUUGCAAAUCACCAAGGGGGAUUUAUUUUUAAUUCAUCCCCCCUUUUUAUUUUUUUGUGGACAGCAGCGCCCGGGAAAGAGAGAGAACAGAGAGACUCAGCGGAGCUAAAGCAGCCGCUGGCGGUUUGGUGCUGGGAGCUGCCUCUGUAAAUACAUGGUUCCUUCCCUAUAAUUAGCAACGUUCCCUGGCCUAUCCCAAACCCACCGCAGGAUUGGGGAUGGCAGCUGGAGCCUCGGCGGAUAAAACCCCCUCUUUGAGCGAAAUGCGAUGGGGCUGGGUCCCAAAAUGCCUCUGCGGUCCCUUGGCUGAGGACUGACCCUGGUGCCCAACUCGUCACAUGUGUGGGGAGCCAGAGACCACACGAAGAUGGGAAAAAAAAUUAACUCAUAGGGUUAAUUUGUCCCUAAACUUGGGUUUUGUUGUCUCCUCA
Cyanistes caeruleus (blue tit) is the source of this 1752-nucleotide messenger RNA. Lineage: Eukaryota; Metazoa; Chordata; Aves; Passeriformes; Paridae. The record is from RefSeq and is a predicted model, not a curated record.